AUGGUUGAUUACAACAAGAUAGCCUAUGAUGCAUUUUCAGAUCUGGUCGUCAUCGUCUAUGCCUGGAAUCUUAACUGCCAAGAGUAUCCGAGCAUGGCGAAGCGUGGACACAGCUUGAGACGGCUCUUCGCCGCGAUUUUGAUGGAAUGGUAUCCGCCUCCCAUCGACGGAGUAUAUGCUAUGACUGCUAUGGGUUUCGAAAGUGCUCCCACAGAACGUUGGUGGUACGACUUCCUCGAUGAGCGCUACUAUGUUGCAUGCGACGAAGCUCAGUGGAAGCCAGAGUAUUAUCGCCCGUGGUUUACAUGCUUGGAAGUCCUUUGUCUUCAUGUGAGGAAACACCCAAAGGCUGGCAAAUGUACUUUCUACAAUGACUGGGCAGGAACAGCAAUAUGCUAG
Molecule: messenger RNA, 399 nt
Organism: Parastagonospora nodorum SN15
Lineage: Eukaryota; Fungi; Ascomycota; Dothideomycetes; Pleosporales; Phaeosphaeriaceae
Exons: 2
Coding region: 1-399 (132 amino acids)
Source: RefSeq, a predicted model, not a curated record